GAUAAUAAGCUCAUGGGCUUUGGGUUUGAAGCUGUGUCAAACCUAAAUACCCAAGAAGCAUUAGCUCUCCCUGAAAAGGAGGUGAUCCAGCCGCACCUUCCAGUAACGACUUCGGGCAUGGCCAGCUCCCAUAGUGUGACGGGCGGUGUGUACAAGGCCCGGGAACGAAUUCACCGCC
Messenger RNA from Eruca vesicaria subsp. sativa (arugula), 178 nucleotides. Lineage: Eukaryota; Viridiplantae; Streptophyta; Magnoliopsida; Brassicales; Brassicaceae. The record is from the annotation of a GenBank genome assembly.